This is a messenger RNA of Bradysia coprophila, 1326 nucleotides long. RefSeq lists its product as uncharacterized. Lineage: Eukaryota; Metazoa; Arthropoda; Insecta; Diptera; Sciaridae. Gene Ontology annotation, cellular component: cytosol. Gene Ontology annotation, molecular function: ribonucleoside-diphosphate reductase activity, thioredoxin disulfide as acceptor. Gene Ontology annotation, biological process: deoxyribonucleotide biosynthetic process. The record is from RefSeq and is a predicted model, not a curated record.
AUGGCUUUUAUCAAUCGUGCGACCGCUUUAAACGUCAAAUCGGAGCUGGACAUUUUCAGUAAACUUCCAAUUCAAACCACCGUAGAAAGCGGUGCUCUUCAUAGCUAUAGACCGGUAACUUCGAUUUCAAAUGAGGGUCCUGUAGAAUUUGUAGUUAGCGGCACCAGUAACGAUGAAUACUUGGAUCUGGGCAGAGUUUACAUUUAUGUAAAGGUGAGACUAACAACUAUGGUCCCGCCAGCAGUGCCAGGGCAACCAGCACCGAUACCCGGUACCGUUGGUCCUGUCAACAACUGGUUGCAUUCCAUGUUUUCGCAAGUGGACGUAUAUUUGAAUCAAAAAUGCAUUACUCCACCCAGCAAUUGCUACCCGUAUCGUGCUUAUAUUGAAAACCUUUUGAAUUAUAGCUCUGAAAGUAAAAAAACACAUCUUUCUUCCGGAGUGUGGGCAGACGAUACUGCAAAUAAUAUGGACAUUGCAGGCAAUGCUAAUGUUGGUUUUACCGCUCGACGGGAACUGACUAGACAUAACCAGGAUGUCGAAUUAUAUGGGCCUCUUCACUGCGAUUUAUUCAACGUCGACAAAUAUUUGAUUAAUGGUGUCGAAAUGACGAUCAAGAUGAAUAGAGCCAAUCAGCUCUUUCACAUAAUGGGAACAGCCAAUUCAGUGGGAUUAUUUGAAUUAAAAGAUGCAGUUUUGUUUGUACGCAAAGUAAAAAUUGCACCGGGAACUCUACUUGCACACCAUAAGGUUUUGAACACUGCUACCGCAAAGUACCCAAUAAAUCGUGUUGAUAUUCGUACAAUGACUAUACCUCAAAAUACGCAGUCAAAGACGUUGGACAAUAUCUUCCUCGGGACGCUUCCGAAACGAUGCGUUCUUGGAUUCGUCAGCACCGAAGCAUUUAACGGUUCCUUAACAACAAAUCCAUUCAACUUCACUUCCUUUAACUACAUUUCAGUCGGAUUCUACCUCGAUUCCGUGGCUGUGCCCACAAAGCCAUUUAACUGCGACUUUGCAACGAAUCAAUACAUUCGAGCAUACCACUCACUAUUCGAGGGAAGUAACAUUAACCACUCAGAUAUCGGAAACAACAUAAGCCGCGUUGAUUACCCGAACGGAUACGCUCUACUUGCUGUCGAUUUUACACCCGAUUUGUGCUCGUCAGCGACUCACGUCUCAUUACCGAAAACGGGUUCGUUGCGUAUAGACGUUCGUUUUGCCGCCCCUCUUGCUCAAUCAAUUACUGCAAUAGUUUUUGCUGAAUUUGACGGUUUAAUUGAAAUUGACCAGUAUAGAAACAUUGUAACCGACUACAGUUGUUAA